Messenger RNA from Xylaria bambusicola, 1193 nucleotides. RefSeq names its product ebp domain-containing protein. The transcript has 2 exons. The coding region runs from base 150 to 908 and encodes 252 amino acids. Gene Ontology annotation, biological process: sterol metabolic process. The record is from RefSeq and is a predicted model, not a curated record. NCBI's taxonomy places the organism in Eukaryota, Fungi, Ascomycota, Sordariomycetes, Xylariales, Xylariaceae. Gene Ontology annotation, molecular function: cholestenol delta-isomerase activity. Gene Ontology annotation, cellular component: membrane; endoplasmic reticulum.
UGUCUGCUUGGAUGGGCGAGAUUGUUCAACCCAGGAUACAGUAAUCAGUCACAGCUGGCGACGUUUACGAACUCGCCUCUUUUUCCAAAGAUUUUUUUUUGUUGAUUUUUGGAGUACUGUGAUUGCGACCGCGACCUCUUCCUACCGCCAUGAGUUCCAAUUCAACCCUCAUAAUGGAUCAUCUCAAAGAGACCUUGCCAGCCGACCUAUUCGAUCCUGUGACCCUUUGGUCGCUUGGCUCGACCGUUGCGAUCCUGGUCGUGGCCUACGGCCUCUCGGUCGCGACGCUCGACAGCUCUAUCUCCAAAGCGCGCCGCUUCCUGUUCAUCUGGCACGCGUUCGAUGCCCUCAUCCACUUCUGCUUGGAAGGCAGCUUUCUCUACCACUGCUUCUUUUCCUGGAUGCCCCUGGGGAGCGUCUCGAAUCCUUCUGCCCUGGCCCCGACCGCCUAUAACUUCCUCGGUCAUACCAAUCGGGCCUAUGGCCCUCAGGCUGGUGGCGACGCGCCCAUGGCCCAGCUGUGGAUGAUUUACGCAAAGGCCGACCGUCGAUGGGGUGGCGCCGACUUGGCCGUCAUCAGUCUCGAGCUACUGACUGUCUUCAUCGCCGGCCCGCUGGCUGCUUAUGUCUCCUACGGUAUUGCGAAAAAGAAGGAGAGUGUGAAUGUUGUCAUGGUGGUCAUCGCGACUAUGGAAAUGUACGGCGGCUGGAUCACAUUCUGCCCAGAGUGGCUCGUCAUGAACUACAACCUUGACCUCAGCACCUUUAUGUACAAGUGGGUGUACCUCGUCUUCUUCAAUGUCCUGUGGGUCUUUAUCCCGCUCUACGCAUGCUAUGUUGGUAUCUCGGAUAUGAAUGACGCGUACGCUGUGAGGGCCAAGGUCAAUGCCGCGAAGAAGUCGAAGUAAAUUGGGUCUUACGCCCCGAAUAUCGAUAGAGGAAUAUAGUGGCGACAGGUUUGUGGUAGGGGGAUAUUUCCUCGUUGGAGCCAGGCGUCUCAAUUGAGUCAAUACCUAGAUAGCUCUUAUAUUUGGAUAUUUGAAUAAACAAAUAUGGCUGUUUACAUAGCAACCCAGAAGCGCCAGAUUUAUUCUUUAGGUUUAUUUUAUGUUGUUUUUCUUGGCUUUGCUAUUUUCCACUAUAUCUCCGUAGCCUUCACUAUAGUAGUCGGCGUUGGCGUGAACUCUACCUGC